CCCGGCCGUCAGCUGAUGGGCCCCGCGGGAGGCCCCCGCCGCCGCCGCCGCCGCCGCGAACAUGGCGGCCGAGAUCCACUCCAGGCCGCAGAGCAGCCGCCCCGCGCUGCUGAGCAAGAUCGAGGGGCACCAGGACGCCGUCACGGCCGCGCUGCUCAUCCCCAAGGAGGACGGCGUCAUCACCGCCAGCGAGGACAGAACCAUCCGAGUAUGGCUGAAAAGAGACAGCGGUCAGUACUGGCCCAGCAUCUAUCACACGAUGGCCUCUCCCUGCUCUGCUAUGGCCUACCAUCAUGAUAGCAGACGGGUGUUCGUGGGCCAGGAUAACGGCGCCGUAAUGGAAUUUCACGUUUCUGAAGAUUUUAAUAAAAUGAACUUUAUCAAGACCUACCCAGCUCAUCAGAACCGGGUGUCUGCGAUUAUCUUCAGCCUGGCGGCAGAGUGGGUGAUAAGCACCGGCCACGACAAGUGUGUCAGCUGGAUGUGCACCCGCAGUGGAAACAUGCUCGGGAGGCACUUCUUCACUUCCUGGGCUUCGUGUUUACAAUACGAUUUUGAUACUCAGUAUGCUUUUGUUGGUGAUUAUUCUGGACAGAUCACCCUGCUGAAGCUGGAACAGAAUACCUGCUCAGUCAUUACAACCCUCAAAGGCCAUGAAGGUAGCAUCGCUUGCCUCUGGUGGGACCCCAUUCAGCGGCUGCUCUUCUCUGGAGCCUCUGACAACAGCAUCAUUAUGUGGGACAUCGGCGGCCGCAAAGGCCGCACGCUCCUGUUGCAGGGCCACCACGACAGGGUGCAGGCCCUGUGUUACCUUCAGCUCACAAGGCAGCUGGUCUCCUGUUCCUCGGAUGGAGGGAUCGCCGUGUGGAACAUGGACGUUAGCAGAGAGGAGGCUCCUCAGUGGCUGGAGAGUGAUUCUUGCCAGAAGUGCGAGCAGCCCUUUUUCUGGAACAUAAAGCAGAUGUGGGACACAAAGACGCUGGGGUUGAGACAACACCACUGCAGGAAGUGCGGGCAGGCGGUGUGUGGGAAGUGCAGCAGCAAGCGCUCCAGCUACCCCGUCAUGGGCUUCGAGUUCCAGGUCCGGGUGUGCGACUCCUGCUACGACUCCAUCAAGGAUGAGGACCGGACUUCUCUAGCAACCUUUCACGAAGGAAAGCAUAACAUCUCCCACAUGUCCAUGGACGUAGCCAGGGGACUGAUGGUGACCUGUGGGACCGACCGCAUCGUAAAGAUAUGGGACAUGACGCCCGUGGUGGGCUGCAGUCUGGCGGCCGGCUUCGCCCCUCGCUGACCCGGGAGCCGGCCGAGGUCUCCCCUGCCCGCGCACCUGCCCGCGCAGCCCUUCCCGGGCUCCCCGCUCGGCACCUGGAUGGACGGUGGCCGCUGAAACAGAACAGAACACGACGACAUUUAAAAAAACCCAAAAAACGUAAGGUGUGUCGGGGGCAUUUGUGGAACUACCCGUGGGGACGAGCAUGGGACGAAAGCUCAUCCGUAGCGGUUCCCUGAGGCGAGGAGUGACCGGGCUGAGACGCGCCGCCCGCAGCGAGCUCCCGUGGGCUGAGGGAGCCGUUUGGCCCAUGCGACUUUGUGAGGAAAGAACCGUUCCCGAGGGCGUCGUGCUUCCGACUUCCCUGGAGCAGUUCGGGGCCGGCGCCUUCCUCUGGGCCGCGCUGCGGGAGGCCUCGCGCCCCUGGACGUGGGACCCUCCCCGCCCCGCGCCCGGCGGCCCCUCGCCGGCCCCUUCCCCGCACGUGCUCCGACGACGACGUGUUCCUGGUGCUGUUGAGGUGGGAGCCGCCGCCGCCGCCUGAGUCCUCUGCUGCUCGGUGCGGCGAGCGGGCGGCAGGCGGGCCCCUGCGGGGGUGGCCUCGGUGACCACGCGCCUCAGAAGAACAAAACAGAACGACUCCAAAGCUUUCCAAACUCUGCUGACUUCUCGUUGUAAGGACUAUCACGACCGUGUCACGGACGGGAGUGAGUCACCUGGAGCGCUAAUCCCUGACCGGGCCCGCACGGUCCUUGCUACCUUGUAAACUGCUCCCGUAGCAAAUGGCAUUUUUAGAGUUUUGGGCCACUUGGUACCAAGUGGGGAAGGUACCAGGAUGGGGAAGCGGUGGGGGACGGGGAGCCUGUCCUUUAAUAUUCCAAUAUUUAUUUCUCUGUUUAACGGCAGUCCCACGUACCUAUUACUUUAGGGCUAUGCAGGUGAGUGGAGAGAGGCCUACUUGUCUUAAUGACAAAUUUUAAAGUAGAUAGCAACAUUUUUGUGAGUCUUCCUAGUGGAAAUUGAGAAAAACUCACUACUGCGUCACUGUGCCGAGGUCGUAUGAAGGCGGCGUGGUGGCUCCGUGCGGUAGCAGGAAGGGACUAAAUCUGGUUUUUAACGACUGAGACAGGACAAUCGUGUUUAAGACCGGUAAUUAAACGGAGAUGUGCUCCUGACCAAGUGACACAAACAAUAAGGAAAGGAGGUCAGGCAGCUCAUAUUCUAGAAUGAUCUGCAUUAAAAAUGGACUUGUUUUCAGAAAUAAGACGGAAGGGUUUUGUCGCUCCGUGUAACCUUUGUGUUCUACCACCUGAGGAGGGUGGUUCCUUUAAAAAAAGACUGGUCUGUAAAAUCCUUGCAAAACGACUGAUGCUAAGACAGGCUGGAAGGAGAUGGGAGGAAGGGGACCUUCCAGGGCAGCUCCUGUUCAGCUAAUGGUCCGGCACGUACACAGGUGCUCUCCUGGGAUUUCACCAACGUCCUGAAGGGAAAAUAGGACAGGAUCUGUUUCUUGCCUUGUUGAUGAGUACUGAACUGUGGUUUUGUUUGCCUUUAACUUCUGGAAAAUGUGGUUUUAUAAUCUGUGGUAGACUGAGCACAAUAUCAUGCCGUAGCUUUCUACUUUCUUUUAUUUUAAAAAAUUCUAAAUGAAGGACCCAGUAUUCUGUAGGGAACAUAAGGUCGUGAGAGCGCCUCCUAAUAUUAGGGGUUAAGCUAAUGUAAAUCAAAAGGGAAAGGCACAGGGAAGGAAGAAUGGAGAAGGGUAUCCAGAAAAGGCAAGUAUGUUUUCAUUGACUUUUCUCUCUACCAGAGCCUGUUUGCACUUUGCUUUUUAAAAACACACACAGUCUUGUCUCUACUACACACCAGGGAGCAAAUGGGGUAAUAUUUUUUAUAGAGGUGGGCAAAAAUUAUUUUCUGAAUUCUGCUGACCAGACACAUAAGGAAAACCCAGCUAGACUUCUAGGUCCUGCCUUAUUUUGUCUGCAUUACUCUUAAACGGGUCCUUUAAAAUAGCUCUUCAACUAACAGUUCAUGGUUUUUCCAUUCCUGAAUACUCAACAUGGAUUUCUAUAGCUAGGGGUUAAGAAGUACAGAAUGUUAGAGAAGAUUUUUGGGUUUUAGAUCUAGUACAGAUGCAAUAAGGAAAUGCAAUCUUUCAUUGGAGACAUGUUCUAAAAUUGCCUUUUUUUUUUUUUUUUUUUUUUUUUAGUGCAAAUGGCAAAAACAUCCCCAUGGCAUUAGCUGGCCACAGGUUAUUCAGUGUACUGUACACCUCUAUUCACCACGUUCUAUUUCUGGCCUGCUGCCUGCAGGAUAUGAACAAAAAAUAGGGCUCUAGAAUGUGGCACUUGGUUGAAACUGGCCUACCUGCUUAUAUAAUAAAUUCCAUAGUGACUCAGACCCGAGGCAAUAUUUUCUAAAAUGAGAGGUUUCGUUCAUUUACUUCCUACUUCUGUUACUGGAUCUGAUAUCUUCUAAAAUGUAAGGAACCAGUUACUAUUAAUGAUAACCAUCUGCUCAUUAUAAAUGUGAGGUCUAACAAAUAAGUAAUACAUGCUAUAUUUAUUCAAGUGUCUAUUGCUUAAUUGUUAAUUAUGAGCAGGUCAUUGAACACCUACUCUUAUUUUCUGCAGUUUACUGUACAGUAACUCUUUGAGUAAAUCGAUUAAUUGUGCAACAAAUUUAUAUUAGGAUACAAUUUAAAGUGUUUUACUCUAUAGCCUUUUUGACGGGGGGAAGCAAAGGGCGGUGUUGAUUAGUACAUUUUGUCUUGUACUAGCUCUGUUUCUAUAAGAUGCGGUGCCCUGUGUAUCCCAGAGAGUUAGAAAACUUUGUUCUUUGCUCCUGUUUGUGGGUUCAGUUUUUGUGGGUUUUUUUGAGAAUAUACAUACACAAUAAAAUGUUCCUUGCUUGUUA
Messenger RNA from Canis lupus familiaris (dog), 4192 nucleotides. RefSeq names its product WD repeat and FYVE domain containing 1 (gene WDFY1). Gene Ontology annotation, cellular component: intracellular membrane-bounded organelle; AP-1 adaptor complex; membrane coat. The transcript is spliced from 12 exons. Bases 62 to 1294 code for a protein of 410 amino acids. The record is from RefSeq and is a predicted model, not a curated record. Gene Ontology annotation, molecular function: clathrin-cargo adaptor activity; metal ion binding. NCBI's taxonomy places the organism in Eukaryota, Metazoa, Chordata, Mammalia, Carnivora, Canidae. Gene Ontology annotation, biological process: vesicle-mediated transport; intracellular protein transport.